Messenger RNA from Aspergillus homomorphus CBS 101889, 1418 nucleotides. RefSeq lists its product as uncharacterized. Gene Ontology annotation, molecular function: zinc ion binding. The record is from RefSeq and is a predicted model, not a curated record. Lineage: Eukaryota; Fungi; Ascomycota; Eurotiomycetes; Eurotiales; Aspergillaceae. The transcript is spliced from 2 exons. The coding region runs from base 27 to 1418 and encodes 463 amino acids.
GUUUUGAGUUUCUCUGAAACAUAUUGAUGUCUACCCCUACUCGCCAAUUUCGAAGACUGUCCAUCACCGGUGACAUGCCAACGUCGCGUCCCGGAGCAGAGAAAACACAUCAGACUGAGGAUAGCGACAGCAAUGAUGCGUCGGAGAGCGAAAGCGGCUCCAGCGUCAUUCAUAACAGGGGGUUCCUAGAUGCGAGCUCGAUUGUAUAUGGCGAGUCAGGCGUCGCUUAUGAUCUUAUCGGGCUGGAUAUCGGCACCAAAGCCAGAGCUCUGGUUGGAUUGACGAGCCACUUCGACGUUCUCAGCUGCCGCGAGACGCAGACAGGCUACGAAUUUCAAUUCUCGGAGCUCCCUCGCGUUCUUCUCGGAGCAGAAUCUUAUACUUGCACCUGUUCGACGUUCUCCGGUCGACCCAGUGUGGCCUGCCAACAUAUCUACUGGCUUCACGACCAACUCCAUGGCUACCUCUUACCCGGACCUCCUACCUCCGGCAUUCCUCCGUCGGGCGAUGGACGUUUACCGAACCUUGGUUGCAUCAGACAACUCCUUGAUAGCAAGAUACACACCAUCGCGGACGAGUUCGGCUGGCAGUACACGCGCUCGGAGGCCCGGGGCGGCAUGAAUCGGCAGGAUAUGGUCAGGGACAUCAUGUCCGCCUUUGAUAGCUCCAUACUACCCGAGGACUUUCGCCCGGAUCUCGUCAACGACGAUGCAAAGCAGUCACGGACGCCCGAGCAGUGCGUGGUGCAGGGAGACUUUGAGGCUACUUUGUUCAGACUUGCUGUGCAUGACGAUGCAGUGUACGCCAGUCUGUGCAAAGCAAUGCCCAUCGGUGCAUGCACGGCAAUAUACUUUGACAAGGCUCAAAAUAAGAUACGGAAUCUGCUCGCAGACUUCGAUCGAUACUGCAUGACCGGGCACCUUCCGGCAGGGGUUGAGAAAUUGGACGCCAGCACGGUGCUGGAAGAGAUUCAAGGCCAUGUCAACCGAAUCCGAAGGAAUCUUGCGGUUCGCGCACCGCACGGUUUUGAUGGAGGUUCGAAAGCUUUGAUUACAUUACUUGAAAAUAUCUGUGGUCGUAACAAAGAUCCCUUGGAGGAUAAUGACUGGGGCCGAGAGACAUUCCAUGGCGAAGAUGAAGAUCAGCGCAACCUCUACCAUCAGCUCAUCGGUAAGGCUAAAGAGACCGAAGAUUUUUUUAUCCUUGAAGUCCUUGAGCAGCUGCCCCUUCACGCCCUCCGCCGUUUUGAGGACAAAUUGAAAGCGAUCCUUCGCAGGAUCGAGGUAAAUCGAGCGCCAAAGGCCUACGUUAUCAGGCUGGGCGCGCUGGUGCGUACGGUGGAGUCUACCGAGGCUGGGACUGGUCAGAAACGGCCAUCCUCAGCUACUGCUACUGGCAACAGCAAGCGGACUCGAUGA